Molecule: messenger RNA, 273 nt
Organism: Colletotrichum abscissum
Lineage: Eukaryota; Fungi; Ascomycota; Sordariomycetes; Glomerellales; Glomerellaceae
Exons: 1
Coding region: 1-273 (90 amino acids)
Source: RefSeq, a predicted model, not a curated record
AUGGUGCGGCAAGGACGUCACGGCCAUCAUUGUGGCCCAAGUCGUCCGCGUGCUGCAAAGUGCCGUCCCAACUGGCCUCACACGCACAGUUUGUCUCAUGUCGCCUGGAUCGAGGAUUCACUCAGGGAGCAUGGGGGUUCGGAUGGCCGCCUCCAUCCAGUCUCUUCUAUUCGGGAACACGGCCGAAUUGACAGGGAGGUGCCCUGCUGCCAACUCAUGGUUGCUUCGGAUUCUGCAUGCGCCCAACCGGCCUUCUUGAAGGGAUUGCGGUGA